AUGGGAAAGCCAGCUAGGCUAGGCAGUGUGUGGCGCGCGUACGUACCGGCGCUAGGCAGAGGGGAGCGUCGUGUGUGUGCAGCUGUGCGGCGGCGCGACGCCUGCGGCUGUGGAGAGAGCGCGCGGCGCGAGCUUCUCAGCAGCCAGACGGGGUGCCUGUCCCUGUCCCACCGCGCGACGUCCUUUCGCCGCCGCCGCUCGUGGCAGACUGAGCCGGGCCGCGGAGGCGAGCCGGAGAGUCGCAACGCCGGCCCGCGCGCGGCGCUGCUGUCGCCCGCGCGGGCACCGCCAGCCAGACCAUCAUCUUGGGAUCCAGUGGGUACCACAGUUUCUAUAUGGUGGCAGGGCCUCAGGAAGGAAGAAGAGGAAAAAGAAGGGAGAGAGGGAGAGAAAGGACAGACUGUCUCAAACGCCGAGGCGGAGAACAGAGGAGGCAAGGAGCAGAAGGCAAGGAGCAGAAGGCAAGGAGCAGAAGGCAAGGAGCAGAAGGCAAGGAGCAGAAGGCAAGGAGCAGAAGGCAAGGAGCAGAAGGCAAGGAGCAGAAGGCAAGGAGCAGAAGGCAAGGAGCAGAAGGCAAGGAGCAGAAGGCAAGGAGCAGAAGGCAAGGAGCAGAAGGCAAGGAGCAGAAGGCAAGGAGCAGAAGGCAAGGAGCAGAAGGCAAGGAGCAGAAGGCAAGGAGCAGAAGGCAAGGAGCAGAAGGCAAGGAGCAGAAGGCAAGGAGCAGAAGGCAAGGAGCAGAAGGCAAGGAGCAGAAGGCAAGGAGCAGAAGGCAAGGAGCAGAAGGCAAGGAGCAGAAGGCAAGGAGCAGAAGGCAAGGAGCAGAAGGCAAGGAGCAGAAGGCAAGGAGCAGAAGGCAAGGAGCAGAAGGCAAGGAGCAGAAGGCAAGGAGCAGAAGGCAAGGAGCAGAAGGCAAGGAGCAGAAGGCAAGGAGCAGAAGGCAAGGAGCAGAAGGCAAGGAGCAGAAGGCAAGGAGCAGAAGGCAAGGAGCAGAAGGCAAGGAGCAGAAGGCAAGGAGCAGAAGGCAAGGAGCAGAAGGCAAGGAGCAGAAGGGCGCAAAAAUAA
Messenger RNA from Schistocerca nitens (vagrant locust), 1062 nucleotides. Its product is annotated as TRAF3-interacting protein 1-like. The record is from RefSeq and is a predicted model, not a curated record. Lineage: Eukaryota; Metazoa; Arthropoda; Insecta; Orthoptera; Acrididae. The transcript is spliced from 5 exons. Bases 1 to 1062 code for a protein of 353 amino acids.